GAGGGCAGAUGCUGGAUUCGGGAGACGGUCCGCCAUUAUUGUGAAGCUGAAAAAAAAAUCGACUUCCACACGCUGUCACACAUUUCGCCUGCAAGGGGCUGAAGAGGAGAAAGGAGACGAGGGGCGAUCGGGACGAUCCGCCGCGCUUUGAAAGUGGCGCUUCUGGUAAACGCAGACGGGGGCUUUUGAUCGCGUUUCAUCCGCACUCUUUAUGUUUGACACAACAAAGGAAAUAAUAACUGGUGAAAACAACGUGGUGGUGAACCAAGAAGGGGAAGAAAAACACACACACACACACACCGAAACAGCGCUUUAACAAAGCCUCUCCACCCCUUUUCUCCUCGCUUCCAGACGAGGGGGGAAAGACCGGAGUUGGAACAGCUAUUUUUUUUUCCCUGACGAAAAUUUAGGUUUUUUUUUCUUCCACUCCCUCCUCUCGCAGAGACACAGAUACGCAUCUCGUUUCUGGAAAACUUCACUCCGAUGAAAGCACGAGCACUUAAUUGGGGGAAGCAAUGGACACAGGUAGCCCGCUGAUUUGAGAGAGAAGAAAAAAACCGGCGGAGCGCGAUCCAUGUCAGUGUUGGUAGGAAGUGUUUGAGCGUGUUUUAAAAUAUAUAUAUAUAUUAUUAUUAUUUAAAAGCAAGCCUUUCGCCCGGCUGUGAGCGAGAGGAGCAGCGACAGGAAAAGGGAAAGAAGGAGCGGACGAGCGGCGGAGGACGCGGUGGGCCAAACUCCAGCCCGCUGAGGUCAUCUUGCAUGGAAACCCCCUUCUGUCCUGGCAGCCCUUUCUCCUACCUAGAGCUACUGGCCUGCAUGGCAGGAUGAGCCUCUGCCAGCAUUGAUAAUGGCCAAAAAGCAAGAUGCGCGGGCACCCACCUACAACCUGGUUGUGGUUGGGCUGUCCGGCACGGAGAAGGAGAAAGGCCAAUGUGGUGUUGGCAAAUCGUGCCUCUGUAACCGCUUUGUUCGGCCAAGUGCAGAUGACUUCCACCUAGACCACACCUCCGUUCUCAGCACCAGUGACUUCGGAGGCCGUGUGGUAAACAAUGACCACUUCCUGUUCUGGGGAGAGGCCGUGCGGGUGCUGGAGGAGGGGCCUGAAUGCCGUAUGAAUGUGGUGGAGCAAACGGAGUUCAUUGAUGAUCAGACGUUCCAGCCGCACCGAAGCACGGCACUCCAGCCUUACAUCAAGAGGGCAGCUUCCACCAAGCUGGCUUCGGCUGAGAAGCUGAUGUACUUUUGCACGGAUCAGCUGGGUCUGGAGCAGGACUUUGAUCAGAAACAGAUGCCCGAAGGAAAGAUUAAUGUGGAUGGCUUCUUACUCUGUGUGGAUGUUAGCAGGGGUAUGAACCGGAGCUUUGAGGACCAGAUGAAGUUUGUUACCAACCUGUACAACCAGCAAGCCAAAACGAAGAAACCUGUGGUACUGGUUCUCACUAAAUGUGAUGAAGGAGUUGAGCGUUAUAUUAAAGACUCACACACCUUUGCCCUUGCCAAGAAGAACCUACAGGUGGUAGAAACAUCAGCACGAUCUAAUGUCAAUGUUGAACUUGCCUUUCUGACACUGGUUCAGCUAAUUGACAAGAGCAGGGGAAAGCCCAAAAUCAUCCCUUACUUUGAGGCACUGAAACAGCAGAGUCAACAGAUCGCCUCAGCCAAAGACCGCUAUGAGUGGUUGGUCAACCGAAUCGUGAAGAAUCACAAUGAGACGUGGCCCGCAGUCAGUCGCCGCAUGCAGUCAGCCGCCGAGUACAAGGAAUAUGUCUUCCUUGAGGGGACCGCUAAAGCCAAGAAGCUCUUCCAGCAGCAUGUGCAUAGACUCAAACAAGAUCAUAUAGAGAGACGUAGAAAGGCCUACCUUAGCACUCUACCACAGGCCCUGUCUGUACUGUUACCAGAGUUGCAUGAGAUAGACCACCUGAGCUGGUCUGGAGUUCAGAAAGUCCUGGAGAUGAAGAGAGAUUUCUCCCAAUGGUUUGUGGUGCUGGAUGACACACCUUGGGAGACCACAACACAUAUUGACGCCAUGGAUGAUGAUAGAAUCCCCCAAGACCUUCUGGAGACUCCCGUAGCUGAAGCUAUCUAUGAAACCCACCUGGAGCAGCUAAGAAAUGAACGCAAGCGGGCUGAGAUGAGAUGGGAGUUCAAGGAGAAGCUAAGCGUAUCUCCUUUCAUCACACCAGGGAAACCUUGGGAGGAGGCCCGAAGCUUCAUAAUGAAUGAAGACUUUUACCAAUGGCUGGAUGAGGCUGAAUAUCUGGACAUCUACAACAAACACCAGAAGGAAAUCAUUGACCGAGCCAAAGAGGACUUUCAGGAACUACUUCUUGAAUACUCUGAGCUCUUUUAUGAGCUGGAAGUGGAUGCAAAGCCAAGUAAAGAGAAAAUGGGAGCCAUUCAGGAGGUGUUGGGUGAGGAGCAAAGGUUUAAAGCUUUGCAGAAGCUGCAUGCAGAAAGGGAUGCUCUUGUAUUGAAACAUAUCCACUUUGUCUACCACCCUACAAAGGACACUUGUCCCAACAAUCCCCACUGUGUGGACAGUAAGAUCGAGCAGAUACUGGCCUCCAGAUUCCCUACCCGCUACCCAUCAUCAGAUAGUUCAAGACUGGACUUGGGCAGGGCCGAACGGAUAAAUCUUGUCAUCCUCGGUAAAGAUGGGCUAGCAAGAGAGAUGGCAAAUGAGAUAAGGGCCAUGUGCACCAGUGACGACCGGUACGUGUUGGAUGGCAAGAUGUAUGAGUUAGCCCUUCGUCCCAUAGAGGGCAAUGUACGUCUGCCGGUCAAUUCAUUCCAUACACCAACCUUUACACCUCAUGGUUGCCUGUGUCUGUACAAUUCAAAGGAAUCCCUCUCUUAUGUUGUUGAGAGUUUAGAGAAGCUCAAGGAGUCGACUAUAAGCAGAAGGGAAAGGGAAAACAGCUUAGCUCAACUCCCACUGUCCCUCCUUCUGGUCACCAAGCGGGGAGUGGGGUCCAUUGGGGAUAUUGGGGGGGAGACGGCUCAGACUCUUAUCCAACAAGGGCAGCAGGUGGCUGGAAAGCUGCAGUGUUCCUACUUGGACCCCGCCUCUCCAGGCGUUGGCUAUGGUCGCAAUGUCAAUGAGAGGCAGAUCAACCAGAUGCUGAAGAGCCUCUUAGAAUUACGGAGAAACAUUGGGAGCAGCUCCCCUCCCUUACCCCCUCCAUCCUCUACAUUCAGAGACUCUCAGUCCCAGCCAGUGCUAGAGGCAGACCUGAGGAUAGUCAUGUGCCUGAUGUGUGGAGACACGUACGACAUUGACCAGCUGCUGGCUCCUUUCCUGUUGCCCCAGCAUUGUCGUCCUGCUACUAACCUCAGCAGUGGCACCUCAGUUUUGCUGGAUCUUAGUAUAGGAGGUCAGAGACAGAAUGUUGAGCUCUCACUGCUCUCCUUUCAUUCCUCAUUCUCACUUCGCAAGACCAAGCUGGUACACGGCUAUAUUGCAGUUUACUCUGCUCGUCGCAAGGCCUCUAUGGAGACCUUAUGUGCUUUCCUGUGUGAGGUCCAAGACAUCAUCCCAGUGCAGUUGCUAGCAGUUGGAGAAAGCCAAAUGGAGCUGUCAGACUCUGAGUCAGCUAAGGAGCAGGUCAGUCAGGGAGAGGAACUUGCCCAUGAAAUAGAGGCCAGGUUCAACACAGUGAUAUGUGGGCAUGGUGGGGUUGUAGGGGGGCUUCAUAAGAUAGACCUCUUCCAAGCUUUUCUCAAAGAGGCGUUAGAGAAGCACACCAUCGUUGAGGCCACACACAUGUAUGAUAAUGUGGCUGAGGCAUGUACAAAUGAGAGCAGCAGCCCUCACUGUGGCUCUCCUAGUCCAGUUAAUAUCCUUUUGGACUCAGAGGACGACAUCGAUCCAUCGCCACCUUAUCCUACCCUCAGGGAAGACGGCAGCCUCAGUUCCCACCAUGGAAGCUUCAAGCUGCCAGAGCUGGAUUCAAGUGAUACCUUCUCGGUCAUUGCUGAGCUUAGCACCUUUGAGAGCAAACUGAACAACAAGGUUCCUCCACAAGUGAAGCCCAAGCCAGUCCGUAAGGUGAAUCUCGGCCCCUACAUGGAUCAGCAGGGGGGCACCAACCGCCGCUCCUUGCCCCAGGCUGUCAGUUGGGCUCCAGGUAGCGACGGUGGCUAUGACCCCUCAGAUUACGCAGAGCCAAUGGAUGCAGUGAGCAAACCUCGACCCACACAAGCGGAGAGCAUUUACUCUGUCCCGCAUGACAGCACGCAAGGCAAGAUUAUCACCAUCCGCAAUGCCAACAAAGGUCACUCUAACGGGAGUGCUGGGGGGAAUGGAUCCGAUAGUGAGGCUGACAGCAGUUCGCUGGAACGAAGGAGAAAGUUGUCUGCCAUCGGGGUAAAGCCCAAGCUUUACAGAGACAGAUCCAAACGGCUUGGCAAGUUCAGCAGUUUCAGGACGAGCUUCUCGAUAGGCAGUGAUGACGAGAUGGGGGGUCCGCCCAAGGUUAACCAGGAUGAGGGAGGAGCCCAAAAAGACAACUCCAUCGAAGAGAUUGAGGAUCCCAAAAGAAGAAAUCUUCUCAAGAGCCUGCGCAGAAAUACAAAGAAACCACGAUCCAAACCCAGGCAUUCCAUCUCCAAACCAAUCGAGAGCAACUACUUUGGCAUGCCACUGACCUCCGUGGUCACUCCCGAGAGGCCCAUCCCGCUCUUCAUCGAGAAGUGCAUUCGUUUCAUUGAGGCAACAGGGUUGAGCACAGAGGGGCUCUACAGGGUCAGCGGGAACAAGGCAGAGAUGGAGAGCAUGCAGCGGCAAUUUGACCAAGACCACAACCUGGACCUGGUGGAGAAAGACUUCACCAUGAACACAGUGGCCGGAGCAAUGAAGGCCUUCUUCUCCGAGCUACCCGAGCCUCUGGUGCCGUACAACAUGCAGGGAGAGCUGGUGGAGGCCUUCAAGAUCAACGACAGGGAGCAGCGCUUCCAGACGAUGAAGGACAUCCUGCGCCGCUUCCCCAAAGAGAACUACGAGGUCUUCAAAUAUGUCGCCAGCCACUUGAACAAGGUGAACCAGAACAACAAGUCGAACCUUAUGACCAGCGAGAACCUGUCCAUCUGUUUCUGGCCCACACUGAUGAGACCAGACUUCACCACCAUGGACGCCCUGACCGCCACCCGCACCUACCAGACAAUCAUUGAGAGCUUCAUCCACCAGUGCGCGUACUUCUUCUACAAUCAGCCGCUGGCCGACGGCCUCCACGGCUCCCCCACCUCCACGCUCUCCUCCGGGGGAGGGACUUCGGCCUACUCCUGCAUGGCCGGAGGCUACUCCUCCCCGCCGACUCCGUCCCCGGCUCCCUAUGUCCUACCGGCCACCCCGCCAGUCAUUCCGCACUACGGCCCUCCUAUCCACCAUCACCACCACCACCACCAACACCACCUUUCACAUCAGUCCCCACCCCACUCCCCACCUGUUACCCCCCAGUCCCCCAUCCCCGCCCUGCUGCCGCCCUCCCUACACCCCCACCACCCGCCUACGGAACAACACACGCUGUGAACCAGGGAUCAAGGGAAGGAGGGAAGGAAAAAAAAACGAAGACGGGAUGAUGAGAUUUAAGGGUUUAAGGAUCAGAGAUUUUGAAGUUGGGGAAUGGAAUUGAAGAAGAAAAAUUUAAAUCGAGAACCGGAGGUAGGAAGAUAAGUUGGGAGGGAUUGAGUGAGAUGCAGUAUGUACAGGGAGAAACCGAUGCGCUUGGGAGAAGAAGAGGGCGUUUGAGCCUCUGCUAACUUUAGAAAAAAGGACACACACACACACACACACACACACACGAGGCUGACAUGGGGAACACUGAACUGGUAGUGUGAUCUUUCCACCGUCUCGCCACUUCACCCUUCUGUCUCUCAGUGUCACUGCACCUAGACCUGCCCCUGCCUUAUAGAGAACCUACACACUAACUAGUGCACUGUGGCCAGUAACUGAUAAAGGGACUCUGGAGUAGAUUGGAAAGUCGAAUGUGAACUCUGCAACGUUGUGAUUGCUUCACCACAGACGUAACGCAAACACUUUGACGAAAAACCCCCCUCGGUGGCCAGCGUGCCUCCGACAACCCCCUUAACCCCUCAGCUGUCCUGGGAGUCCUUGUGGCCGCUUCCUUCGCCACACGCCCUCAUCCUCUACCUACGGGGGGCUGUGGCAGUGUCACGGUGGAGCAGAGAGGAGGUCCUUAAAGCACGUUUGUUCAUUUGGCUGCUGUACAGAGGACUUGGGCAAAAAACAUGUGUUACUACCCACCCGACAGGAUGUUCUGUCCUCUGCGACACACACACACAUUCCUGUCCAUCAGCCCCUCACACAGACACGCAUCCACACACACACAAUCAGUUUCAAUUGAGGCACUAUGCCAAGCACGGGAAAAACAAAAUC
Messenger RNA from Gasterosteus aculeatus aculeatus (three-spined stickleback), 6397 nucleotides. RefSeq names its product Rho GTPase activating protein 35a (gene arhgap35a). Gene Ontology annotation, molecular function: GTP binding; GTPase activity; GTPase activator activity. NCBI's taxonomy places the organism in Eukaryota, Metazoa, Chordata, Actinopteri, Perciformes, Gasterosteidae. The record is from RefSeq and is a predicted model, not a curated record. Gene Ontology annotation, biological process: Rho protein signal transduction; regulation of axonogenesis; regulation of cell size. Gene Ontology annotation, cellular component: cytosol.